Messenger RNA from Rhinopithecus roxellana (golden snub-nosed monkey), 5451 nucleotides. RefSeq names its product WNK lysine deficient protein kinase 3 (gene WNK3). Gene Ontology annotation, molecular function: potassium channel inhibitor activity; protein serine/threonine kinase activity; chloride channel inhibitor activity. The transcript is spliced from 23 exons. Gene Ontology annotation, biological process: positive regulation of potassium ion import across plasma membrane; negative regulation of sodium ion transport; positive regulation of sodium ion transmembrane transporter activity. Gene Ontology annotation, cellular component: cytosol; cytoplasm. NCBI's taxonomy places the organism in Eukaryota, Metazoa, Chordata, Mammalia, Primates, Cercopithecidae. The coding region runs from base 114 to 5369 and encodes 1751 amino acids. The record is from RefSeq and is a predicted model, not a curated record.
AUGGAAAUACAUGACCACGCAAAAGGAAGUCCAUUCUGAUAAUUCUGAUACCUGAGAUGUAACUGGACUGAAGAGUAGAAACAGGAAAAAUUUUAGUGCCAACUUUAAUUACAAUGGCCACUGAUUCAGGGGAUCCAGCCAGCACAGAAGAUUCUGAGAAACCUGAUGGAAUUUCAUUUGAAAACAGAGUUCCCCAGGUUGCUGCAACUUUGACAGUAGAAGCUAGACUAAAGGAGAAAAACAGCACCUUCUCUGCUUCUGGGGAAACUGUAGAAAGGAAGAGAUUUUUCCGAAAGAGUGUUGAAAUGACGGAAGAUGACAAAGUUGCCGAAUCAUCCCCCAAAGAUGAGAGAAUUAAGGCUGCAACGAAUAUUCCAAGAGUAGACAAACUUCCUUCAAAUGUGCUGAGAGGUGGACAAGAAGUUAAAUAUGAACAGUGUUCAAAGUCAACCUCGGAAAUCUCAAAAGAUUGUUUCAAGGAGAAAAAUGAAAAGGAAAUGGAAGAAGAAGCAGAAAUGAAGGCUGUAGCUACUUCUCCUAGUGGCAGAUUCCUGAAAUUUGACAUAGAACUAGGAAGAGGAGCAUUUAAAACAGUAUAUAAAGGACUGGACACUGAAACAUGGGUUGAGGUUGCUUGGUGUGAGCUGCAGGACCGAAAGUUAACCAAAGCUGAGCAGCAGAGAUUCAAGGAAGAAGCAGAGAUGCUGAAGGGUCUCCAGCACCCCAAUAUAGUUCGAUUUUAUGAUUCCUGGGAAUCUAUAUUAAAAGGAAAGAAAUGUAUUGUAUUAGUGACUGAACUAAUGACAUCUGGAACCUUAAAGACGUACUUAAAACGAUUUAAAGUCAUGAAACCAAAGGUCUUAAGGAGCUGGUGCAGGCAAAUUUUAAAGGGGUUGCAGUUCUUGCACACUAGGACUCCUCCUAUUAUUCACCGGGAUCUGAAGUGUGACAAUAUUUUCAUCACGGGACCCACUGGAUCUGUGAAGAUUGGUGAUCUAGGAUUAGCCACCUUAAUGCGCACCUCAUUUGCUAAGAGUGUCAUUGGGACUCCUGAGUUUAUGGCUCCAGAGAUGUAUGAAGAACACUAUGAUGAAUCCGUAGAUGUUUAUGCUUUUGGAAUGUGUAUGCUGGAAAUGGCCACGUCGGAGUAUCCUUAUUCUGAGUGUCAGAAUGCAGCUCAAAUAUACCGGAAAGUAACUAGUGGCAUAAAACCAGCCAGCUUCAAUAAAGUCACUGAUCCUGAAGUCAAAGAAAUCAUUGAAGGAUGUAUUCGUCAAAACAAAUCUGAAAGGUUGUCUAUCAGGGACCUAUUAAACCAUGCAUUUUUUGCUGAGGAUACAGGACUGAGGGUGGAGUUAGCAGAAGAAGAUAAUUGCUCAAAUUCAUCCCUGGCUUUAAGACUCUGGGUUGAAGACCCUAAAAAAUUGAAAGGCAAACACAAAGACAAUGAAGCUAUUGAAUUUAGUUUCAAUUUAGAAACAGAUACACCUGAGGAAGUAGCAUAUGAAAUGGUCAAGUCUGGGUUCUUCCAUGAAAGUGAUUCCAAAGCUGUUGCUAAAUCCAUUAGAGACCGGGUGACACCGAUAAAGAAGACAAGAGAGAAGAAGCCUGCUGGCUGUUUGGAAGAACGCAGGGAUUCUCAGUGCAAGUCUAUGGGGAAUGUAUUCCCUCAGCCCCAGAAUACAACAUUGCCCCCUGCUCCCGCUCAGCAAACUGGGGCUGAAUGUGAAGAAACUGAAGUUGAUCAACAUGUUAGACGACAGCUUCUACAAAGAAAACCACAGCAGCACUGCUCCUUUGUUGCAGGUGACAAUUUGUCUGAGGCAGGAGCUGCAUCAGUUAUACAUUCAGAUACUUCAAGUCAGCCCAGUGUAGCCUAUUCCUCAAAUCAAACGAUGGGCUCUCAAAUGGUUUCUAACAUCCCGCAGGCUGAAAUAAAUGUCCCAGGACAAAUUUAUUCAUCUCAGCAACUAGUAGGACAUUACCAGCAUGUUUCAGGGUUACAGAAGCAGCCAAAGCUGACUCAGCCGCAGAUUUUGCCUUUGGUACAAGGUCAGUCCACUGUUUUACCUGUACAUGUGCUUGGACCAACAGUUGUUUCACAACCCCAGGUUUCCCCAUUAACUGUUCAGAAGGUCCCACAGAUAAAGCCUGUAUCCCAACCAGUUGGAGUUGAACAAGCAGCUCUUCUAAAACCAGAUUUAGUUCGAAGCUUGAAUCAAGAUAUGGCAACUAUGAAGGAAAACAUCAGUAGCCCUGAUAACCCAAGUGGAAAUGGCAAACAGGAUCGGAUCAAACAGAGAAGAGCUUCCUGUCCCCGACCAGAGAAGGGGACUAAAUUUCAGCUCACCGUCCUUCAGGUAUCAACCUCUGGAGAUAACAUGGUAGAGUGUCAGCUGGAGACACACAACAACAAGAUGGUCACCUUCAAGUUUGAUGUUGAUGGUGAUGCGCCAGAGGAUAUUGCAGACUAUAUGGUUGAAGAUAACUUUGUGCUAGAAAGUGAGAAAGAAAAGUUUGUAGAAGAAUUGAGAGCUAUUGUAGGUCAAGCCCAGGAGAUCCUUCAUGUCCACUCUGCCACAGAAAGAGCCAUUGGAGUUGAUUCUAUUACUGUGGACUCCAACAGUAGCCAGACAGGGUCAUCUGAACAAGUACAGAUAAAUUCUACAUCUACUCAAACCAGCAAUGAAUCUGCUCCUCAGUCAUCCCCGGUUGGUCGGUGGCGAUUCUGUAUCAAUCAGACGAUAAGAAACCGUGAGACUCAGUCUCCUCCUUCUCUUCAGCAUUCCAUGUCUUCGGUUCCUGGCCUACAUCCACUUCCUAGUCCAAAAAACACAAGUAAUAAGGAGAUACCACGGGACACACUGCUCACUAUAGAAAAUAAUCCAUGCCACCGUGUACUUUUCACCUCCAAAUCAGAACACAAGGAUGUGGUUGAUGGUAAGAUUUCUGAAUGUGCUAGUGUAGAAACCAAGCAGCCAGCUAUACUUUAUCAAGUGGAAGAUAACAGGCAGAUAAUGGCACCAGUUACUAAUAGUUCCAGUUACUCUACUACUUCAGUUCAUGCAGUUCGAGCUGAAUGUGAGGGACUCACCAAACAAGCAAGCAUAUUCAUACCUGUGUAUCCAUGUCACCAAACUGCCAGUCAGGCUGAUGCACUUAUGUCCCAUCCUGGCGAAUCAACUCAGACUGCUGGUAACUCUCUUACAACUCUGGCAUUUGAUCAGAAGCCUCAAACCUUAUCAGUACAGCAGCCAGCUAUGGAUGCAGAGUUUAUUUCCCAAGAAGGAGAAACUACAGUGAACACUGAAGCAAGUUCUCCAAAGACAGUCAUUCCCACUCAGACCCCUGGCCUUGAACCAACUACUCUUCAACCCACUACUGUCCUGGAAUCGGAUGGAGAAAGACCUCCAAAACUGGAGUUUGCAGACAACCGAAUUAAAACUCUGGAUGAAAAAUUAAGAAACUUGCUCUAUCAGGAGCACAGCAUCUCUAGCAUCUAUCCCGAGAGUCAGAAGGAUACACAAAGCAUGGACUCUCCAUUUUCUUCCUCUGCUGAAGAUACCCUCUCCUGUCCAGUGACAGAAGUCAUAGCCAUCAGUCACUGUGGAAUUCAAGAUAGCCCUGUACAAUCCCCUAAUUUCCAACAGACAGGCUCUAAGCUUCUGUCCAAUGUGGCUGCAAGUCAGCCUGCUAAUAUAUCAGUGUUCAAAAGGGACUUGAAUGUGAUAACUUCUGUACCCAGCGAAUUGUGUUUACAUGAGAUGUCCUCAGAUGCUUCACUUCCAGGGGAUCCAGAAGCCUAUCCUGCUGCUGUGUCAAGCGGUGGAGCCAUUCAUCUGCAGACAGGAGUGGAAACAGAAGAGAUGAGAUCAGCAAUUGCUCCUGAUCCCAUUCCUCUGACACGGGAGUCUACAGCUGAUACUAGGGCUUUGAAUAGAUGUAAAGCGAUGAGUGGAUCAUUUCAGCGGGGUCGGUUCCAGGUGAUUACAAUUCCUCAGCAGUCAGCAAAAGUGACAUCUUUUGGAAUAGAACACAUAUCAGUGUUCAGUGAGACAAACCAUUCUAGUGAAGAAGCCUUUAUUGAAACAGCAAAGUCUCAGUUGGUAGAAAUAGAACCUGCCACACAAAAUCCCAAAACUUCGUUUUCUUCUGAGAAGUUACAAGCUCUUCAGGAAACCUGUAAAGAAAAUAAAGGAGUUCCCAAACAAGGUGACAACUUCUUAUCUUUCAGCGCAGCUUGUGAGACUGAUGUAUCUUCAGUGACCCCAGAAAAGGAAUUGGAAGAAACUUCAGCCACAGGAAGUAGCAUGCAGUCUGGAUCUGAACCGUUGCUUAAAGAGAGAGAGAUAUUGACUGCUGGGAAACAGCCUAGCUCUGAUAGUGAAUUUUCAGCCAGUCUUGCUGGCAGUGGAAAGUCAGUGGCAAAGACUGGUCCAGAGAGUGAUCAGUGCUUACCACACCAUGAAGAACAAGCUUAUGCUCAAACACAGAGUUCACUCUUCUAUUCGCCAUCUUCCCCAAUGAGCAGUGAUGAUGAAUCAGAAAUAGAGGAUGAGGACUUGAAGGUGGAGCUUCAAAGAUUACGAGAAAAACACAUUCAGGAGGUGGUAAAUCUUCAAACCCAGCAGAAUAAGGAGCUGCAGGAGCUCUAUGAACGCCUUCGGUCAAUUAAAGAUAGCAAAACCCAAUCUACUGAGAUUCCUUUGCCACCUGCAUCACCACGUCGACCAAGAUCUUUCAAAAGCAAACUUCGAAGCCGCCCCCAGUCCUUGACACAUGUGGACAAUGGCAUAGUUGCUACAGGGAAAACCUGCCUUAUAAAUGAGUUGGAAAAUCCACUGUGUGUGGAGAGUAAUGCAGCAUCAUGCCAACAGUCUCCAGCCAGUAAGAAAGGGAUGUUCACAGAUGACUUACACAAGCUGGUGGAUGACUGGACAAAGGAAGCAGUAGGAAAUUCUCUUAUUAAGCCAAGUUUAAACCAACUUAAACAAAGUCAACACAAACUAGAGACAGAAAACUGGAACAAAGUAUAUGAAAAUACUCCAUCUACUAUGGGCUACACAUCAACAUGGAUUUCUUCUCUGUCCCAAAUCCGUGGAGCUGUCCCAACUUCCUUGCCACAAGGACUCUCACUCCCUUCAUUUCCUGGGCCAUUAUCAUCAUAUGGAAUGCCUCAUGUUUGUCAGUAUAAUGCUGUGGGGGGGGCGGGGUAUCCAGUACAGUGGGUAGGAAUUUCAGGAACAACACAACAGUCUGUAGUAAUUCCCACCCAAUCUGGGGGACCAUUCCAGCCAGGGAUGAAUAUGCAGGCAUUUCCAACUUCAUCAGUGCAGAAUCCUGCCACAAUCCCUCCUGGUCCUAAAUGAAUCAGAGUAGAUUAUGAUAAAAAGGGAGGUUUUUUCAGAAUUAUUUUCAGGACACCUAAGAUAUUAAAGUUUCUUCUUCUUG